Molecule: messenger RNA, 2597 nt
Organism: Tuber aestivum (summer truffle)
Lineage: Eukaryota; Fungi; Ascomycota; Pezizomycetes; Pezizales; Tuberaceae
Source: the annotation of a GenBank genome assembly
UCAGACACUGUAACCUAGGAUUUAAUUUCUGCCAGCGAUUCGAGCGAAUAGGUGACCUUGAUGACCUUCAGGAAGCCAUUAGGCACCAACAAGAGGCAGCAAAUUCUACCCCUCAAGAUCACCCCCUACGGGCCGCGAUACAGAGCAACCUGGGUAGCACUUUCUCUACAAAGUUUAACCGGACGGGAGACCUUGGUGACCUCCGAAACGCCAUUAAGCACAAAGAGGAAGCGCUAGCUGCUACCCCCCAAGAUCACCCCGAUAGAUCCACGAUCUGUGACGACCUAGGAGCCAUGCUUUCUGAAAGGUUUCGCCUGACAGGAGAUUUUGAUGACCUCCAAAAAGCCAUCGAGCACAGCGAAGAGGCACUAGCUGCCAUACCCCAAGAUCACCCCGAUCGAGCAGACAGACAAAGUAGAAUGGGUGACAAGCUCAACGAAAGGUUUGAACGCACAGGAGAUAUUAGUGACCUCCAAAAGGUUGUUAAGCACAGGGAAGAGGCACUAGCGGCUACCCCUCAUGACCACCCCGAUCGAGCAGCCAGAAUCAAUAAUCUAGGAGCCAUGCUUCAGAAGAGGUUUGACCGGGUUGGGGACCCUGGAGACCUCCAAAACUGCAUUGUCAACUUCCAAGAGGCGCUGGCUACUACCCAUCUAGAUCAACCCGAUAGAGCUACAAUACAUGACAACCUAGUGCUCUCAUUUUCUAAAAGAUUUGAGCGGACAGGAGACUCCGGUGACCUCGGAUAUGCCAUUAAGCAUGGCGAAGAGGCACUAGCAGCUACCCCUCAUGACCACCCCUAUCGACCGAAAAGACACGGUACUCUCGGAAGCUGGCUCUCUGAGAGAUUUCAGCACACAGGAGACCUCGGCGAUAUCGAAAAAGCCAUUAGGCACUACGAAGAGGCCCUAGAUGCUACCCCCCGAGAUCACCCUGACCGAGCAGAUAGACAUAUCAACCUAAGAAGAGGUCUUCAGGCAAGAUUUGAGUGCAUAGGAGACCUUAGCAACUUACAAAAAGCUAUUGAGCAUAGUGAAGAGGCACUAGAUUCCACUCCUGAAGAUCACCCCCGUCGAGCGACCAUUCACAAUAACCUAGGGGUCCUUCUCUCUGAUAGGUUUCAGAGAGUAGGAGACAUUAGCGACCUCGAACAGGGCAUUAAAUUCAACGCAGAGGCACUAGUUGCUACCCCUCAAGAUCACCCCACGCGAGCGGAUCUGCACAACAACCAGGGAAUCAAUUUUUACACGAGGUUUCAUUCCACAGGAGACCUUGGUGACCUCCAAGAGGCCAUUCGGCACGGUGAAAAAGCGUUAGCUGCUUCCACCGAAGGUCACUACAAACGAUCACGCAGACAAAGUAAUCUGGGAAAUAUAAUCCUAAAAAGAUUCCAACGAAUAGGAGACCUUGAUGACCUCCAAAAGGUUAUCCGGCAUGCUAAGGAAGCUCUGGAAGCUUCGUCUAAAGAUCACCCUGAUCGAGCAAACCUGUGCAUCGGCUUAGGUAGAGCUUUGGAACUAAGGCGCCAUAGUCCACACCCCCGUAGUGACUUAGAGGAAAUCCUCGACCUAUACCGCGAGGCUUGUAAUUGCUUUAUCUCACCACCCAGGGAUAGGAUUGAGGCGGCCCGUAGAGCUUCUGAUUUACUAUUUCCAAUUGGGGAAUGUGAUGAAUCAAGUUCCAUCCUCGAGGAUGCAGUCAACUUGAUGCCAAGUGUCAAUCUAAAAUUACUAAAACGAGAUGACCAACAACACAUGCUUUCGGAACUCUCGGGGCUGGCACCCGCUGCUGCAUCAGUUGCACUGCAGGCUAAGAAAGAAGCUUAUCACAGUCUUAAGUUACUAGAACUCGGUCUUGGAAUAAUCAUGGGCUUUACGAUCGACUCAAGGUCAGAACUCUCAGAUCUUAAAACAGAUCACGAGGGUGAAUUCAACAAAUUUCGCCGCCUUCGGGUUGAGAUUGACUCGCCCAUGGAUAAAAGGGAAUUCACAAAUGACGAGACACCCCUUCAAGCCCGAAAUGGUGGUACCGGUGUACCGAGACGAUGGGAGGCUGUCAGGGAGUUGGAAGCAACUCUCGCUCGUAUCCGCAUGUUACCUGGUUAUGAUGGGUUCUUGCUGCCGCCUUCUCAGGAGGAUCUGAUAAAAAUGGCAGAACAUGGGGCCAUCGCUGUCUUCAACUGCACUAUCUAUAGGAGCGACGCCAUAAUUGUAACUGCCUCAGCCAUCACAUCAUUAGAACUCCCGAAAUUGAAUCACGAAGACACAAGCCGCUGGAUGAGUCAAAUGAGUAGUUUCGGGGGAAGCGCCCCGCUCAAGCGGGGUCAGGAUAACAGGCAAAUGAAAGAACUCCUCAUUUGGUUAUGGGACACAGCAGUAGAGCCCGUUUUGGAUGAAUUGGAACGCAGAGGGGAGAUUAUCGGUGGGGGUGCCCAUAAUACCAAUUUGAAACGGGUUUGGUGGAUCGGGGUAGGGCCAUUAAGCAUGGCACCUUUCCAUGCGGCUGGGGAUCAUUCCCAAGGGUCAACUCGUAACACCAUAAGCCGUGUUAUUUCAACAUAUAUCCCAACAAUCAAAGCCCUCGCCUAUGCACGUCAA